AUGUCAAAAAUAAAAGCUGAUAUUAUGGAUCUUAAACAUCGACAAAUUAACCAAACAACAAUCGAUGCGCGUACAGCACAACUGCGGAAAGUUUAUUGGCCAAAUUCAAACAAUCAUUAUGAUCAGGGCGAUUUAUUUCAUCUAAAUCCCGAGCAUAAGCGACAAGCUGGUUGGGGUAAACGUCGUUAUCUAGCAAUGAACGAAGACAAUGAUGAUUAUCUUCUUUAUCAUCAAUAUGCUCCAAGCGAUUAUACAAUUCAUAAUGGAUUUGAUGAUGAAUGA
Molecule: messenger RNA, 282 nt
Organism: Rotaria socialis
Lineage: Eukaryota; Metazoa; Rotifera; Eurotatoria; Philodinida; Philodinidae
Source: the annotation of a GenBank genome assembly